AUGUAUCAGGAGAAUCCUAUCCUAUCGAACGGUACAACACCUGCCGCUAAGAAGGCGUCUGCUGUCCUUGCCUUGCGAAACUUCAUCUUCGACAUAUGCAAUCAGAAUGGCGGGGGUCACGGUGGUUCUGCCAUCGGUAUGGCUGCUAUAGGCGUGGCAUUAUACAAGUAUGUCAUGCGAUACAAUCCAUCGAACCCUGAGUGGUUUGACAGGGAUCGUUUCGUUUUGUCAAAUGGCCAUACUGCGAUGUUUCUUUAUGCGUUGAACCAUUUGACUGGCUUUGAUAACUGGACGAUGGAUGAGAUCAAGGGUUACGGAAGCGCGAAAACGAAUGGCUACACGACCAUUUGUCAUGCUCACCCCGAGAUCGAAGUCCCAGGUGUCGAAGUAACGACGGGCCCCUUAGGCCAAGGUGUUGCAAAUGCCGUUGGUUUGGCUAUUGCGUCCAAGAACCUUGCAGCUUCCUACAACCAGCCAGAUUUCAACGUUGUGCAGUCCAGGAUAUACUGCAUGAUGGGUGAUGGCUGCCCUAUGGAGGGAGUAGCACUAGAGGCCAUCUCUCUCGCAGGCACUCUCGGAUUAGACAACCUGGUACUUCUGUACGAUAAUAACCAGGUCACUUGCGAUGGACCUCUCGACUGGAUCAAUACCGAAGACAUCAAUGGUAAAAUGCGGGCAUCCGGGUGGCACGUUCUCGAUAUUGAGGAUGGUUCCUACGAUGUGCAAACCAUUGUUCAUGCACUCGAGUUUGCUAAGUCAUUGAAGGGCAAACCUAUUUUCGUUAACAUUCGCACUGUCAUCGGACUGGGAACGAAUGUUGAGGGCACUUUCAAGGCUCAUCAUGGUGCCUUCGACAAAGACAGUGUUACGAAAUCGAAACAAAUAGCAGGUCUAGAUCCAGCGAUCACACACGUCAUUCCACAAAAUGCUCUGUCAUACUUCCGCGAGAGGAAGCAACAUGGAGAGAAAAUCGAGGCUGAGUGGGAUCGCCUUCUUAGUGACUAUCAGUCAAAACAUUCAGAUUUGGCUACAGACUUCACAUUGCGACGGAAUGGUGACAACGGUACCGAAUGGCAAGACAUUCUUACAGGGCUGGAUGCGAAUGAUUUGAAAGGUCUCGCAACCAGGGAAGUCAACGGCGUUUUGAUUGAGAAGAUCUGGAAAGCAUACCCUGCACUCUGCGGUGGUGGCGCAGAUCUUGUGAAUUCCAACAAGGUAUCUUAUUCCGCAGAAGAUGUCUUCCAUCCAUCAGUCAGUUACAAGGGCCGUUACAUCCGCUAUGGAAUUAGAGAGCACGCCAUGGCGGCUGUGUCCAAUGGCAUCGCUGCAUACAACCCAGGGACAUUCCUACCUAUCACCGCUACGUUCUUGAUGUUCUAUCUAUACGCCGCACCAGGAGUCCGCAUGGGGGCACUCAGCCAUCUUCCCGUCAUCCACUUCGCGACCCACGAUUCCUUCGCAGAAGGUCAAAACGGACCGACUCAUCAACCCGUUGAGCUUGACUCGCUAUACCGAGCCAUGCCAAACCUCACAUACAUCCGUCCCUCUGACGCUGAGGAGACAAUCGGAGCAUGGCUGCUCGCCAUCUCGAAGCAAACAGGCCCGACGAUGUUGUCGCUCGGUCGCGAUCCAGUUGGACAGGUGCCAGGAACCGAUAGAUACAAGGUCGCUAAGGGAGCCUAUGUUAUUGUCGAUGUCGCGGACGCCAAAUUGACGUUGGUCAGCUGUGGUACGAACUUGCACUACGCAGUUGCAGCCGCAGCCGCACUAUCCUCUUCAGGCACACCAACACGAGUCGUGAGUGCCCCAAGCUUCGAGCAUUUCGAUGCACAGGACAAGGCCUAUCGCGAGUCGGUAUUCCCAUUGGACGGAACACCUAUCGUCAGUGUGGAAGAGUAUGUGGCCACCUACUGGGCGAGGUAUGUCACUGCCAGCGUGGGAAUGACUGGAUAUGGGUAUUCGGCAUCGAACCCAAGCAACUACGACAGGUUUGGUCUGGAUGCUAAAGGUAUUGAAAGCAAGGUCAGGUCAUACCUCAAAGAGUUGGAAAGCACAGGUGGAAACGCUAGGAUGGCUGGAUGGAGGCAGUUGUAAUCAAACAUACUGUACUCUCAAGUGUCCAAGCCGUGUCUUCUAAAAUUUAUAGAUUAUAAUACUAGAUAUGAGGGAUAUGCUUGCAUCACAGAUUCCAAAAUGAAAACCCUCUUGUUCUUCGC
Messenger RNA from Aaosphaeria arxii CBS 175.79, 2216 nucleotides. Its product is annotated as putative transketolase. Bases 1 to 2094 code for a protein of 697 amino acids. The record is from RefSeq and is a predicted model, not a curated record. Gene Ontology annotation, cellular component: cytosol. The transcript has 4 exons. Gene Ontology annotation, molecular function: transketolase activity. Gene Ontology annotation, biological process: pentose-phosphate shunt. Lineage: Eukaryota; Fungi; Ascomycota; Dothideomycetes; Pleosporales.